This is a messenger RNA of Ciona intestinalis (vase tunicate), 1714 nucleotides long. RefSeq names its product RING finger protein 150. NCBI's taxonomy places the organism in Eukaryota, Metazoa, Chordata, Ascidiacea, Phlebobranchia, Cionidae. The record is from RefSeq and is a predicted model, not a curated record.
UUUGUACCAGGAAGAAGCUGUGACUAGUAAAUGUUACUUAAGAGGUUUACAUAAGUAUGAUACGUUUAACACAUUUGUGCAUUUUCCUGAUGGUGUUGUUGUCACAUGGAAUUAUGGGACUAAGUACUGAUGAAUCUAGUAGAAGCAAUUCUUACUAUGGUGCUUUUGUUCAAUUUCAAUACAAAGAUUCACAUGUCGGAUCCACUGUUACAUUGGGUUCAACAGAUCCACUUGAUGAAGUAGGUAGAUAUGGUUUCCACUCUCCUAUAAAAAAUAUCUCUGGUCAAAUAGUAUACGCGGUGACCAGUAAUGAUAUAAGAGAUGGCUGUAAGUUUAACUACGGCUCUGUUCAUCUCCCAUCUCCAUGGCUUGCUUUGGUUUCACGCGGAAAUUGCACUUUUGCAGAAAAAAUUGACAACGCUGCAAAAUGGAAUGCCAGCGGCAUAAUAGUUUAUGAUUUGGAAAAGAACACAAACUUAGAGACAAUGAGCCAUGCAGAUUCAACCAAAAUUGUUUCUGUCAUGAUAAAAUAUGGGCUUGGAAUAAGCGUUGGUAACUUGGCUCAGCAAGGAACAAAAGUGAAUUGUUUUGUCGAAGCUGGGAAAGAAUAUCCAGAAACAAGCGGAUUUCAACUUGAAAGGACUUCAAUCAUAUUUGUAUCGGUGUCAUUCAUGAUUCUAAUGCUUGUGUCUUUGGCGUGGCUUAUAUUUUAUUACAUCCAACGACUACGAAUACUACAAGCUCACAAUCGUGGAAUGCGCCAUCGUAACCGGUUGGCCCAGCGCGCUGUCAUGCAGUUGAAAACUAGAACCAUUAAACCAAAUGAUGAGAUUGUAUCAACAGAAUCUGUGUGUGCCAUUUGUAUUGAAAACUAUAAGACAGCUGAAGUGGUUCGUGAAUUACCUUGCCGGCAUAUAUUUCACAAGAAGUGUGUAGAUCCAUGGCUGCAUACAAAGCACACAUGUCCGAUGUGCAAAAUCAACAUUAUCAAGACCACUGGGAAUUGUGAGGACAAUGAUAGUGGCCAUUUUAAUGAUGGGGCUCUGGUCUCAGUUAAUUCUGUCAAUCAAGAUAUGGAAAUGGAGGCCAUCAUUGCCACAGAACCCAGCCCACCAGCCUCUACAACAACCACAGAUGAUGAACAAGCACAGUCCACAAGUAACUUCACUGAACCAAAAACAUCAGAGCAGCAGCAGGAGCACCUUGCUGUUUAAUCCUGAAUUCGAGUGUUCCCUCUUUUUCAAUUCAGUUUACAUUUAUUUUUCAUUACCAAUUGCAUUUUUCAUGUAGACCGAUAUUGUACAAAAACAAAACGUUUUACAUAAUUUUUAACUACGUUCUUGCUACUCCAGUGUAACUAUUUCCUGAUCAUCGCUCUUAAACUCCGAAAGUUAUUUUAUUUUGAUUGUGUAAAGUUUCUAAAUUAACCAUUAAGAAAGUCUGUACAAAACUUAUAUAAAAGCAACUUUAUUCAAUUUUAGCCCAACUUUCUGAGAACCCCCUGUCUUCUCCAGCCAAUACCACGUAGUUUCAUAACCUUGUAUUUCAAAUCUAGAUUCAGUUUUACCAUAUUUUACAGUUGCUAAUUCUUGGCACAGUUACGUUAAUACCUUACCCUCUGAACCAGUAUUCCACAUGCACUUGUAAUUACGCACUGUAUGUUCAUCGCAGACUCUCUGACUAAAAGACCUAAUAAAUCUGUGCACAUUUUCCA